AUCCUCCCUGACGCAAUUCACCCUUACCACAAUCCCCACUGAGACCAUCUGUCAUGAAUCCCUCGGAGCGGACGAAAGAGGCGCUUUUAGCUAAAACAGAAACGCUAUGUACCUCGAUCGUCGAUAACCGGAAGAAUGAUCCCUGGGGCGGUAACGGUUACCUGUCUACUAUCCUCCGCGCCGUCAAGUUGCAGGAUGCCACCGAUUACUCUGCCGACGAGACGACUGAGUUUCCGCCUGCAUUGGAUUAUGCGACGUCUGCGCAGCGUGAGCUGUUGAUCCGGGAACAGAGUGCUGCACUGAUCAAAACCGCACAAGAUAUAUCCACCCUCGUCCGCGACCUACAAGAGCUCUGGCUCUUCGGCGGCCUAGAUACUCUGUCCGACCCCGCAGACGAAGAAGCAAAUCGCAAGAAGGCGGUCGCGGUCGCAGAGAUGAUUGAGGCGUUGGCGAAGCAGAGUCCUGCUGGUUCCGGACAAAACGGCGUGGACGCCGCAAACGCGGAGGGGGUAAACGGGGCAGGGGAGUGAUGCACCGGCCUUGAAUUUAUAAGAGAGUUUUUUUCCUGUGAUACCCAAUGUAGAGCUUUGAGUCGUAGUUCACAUCACAUACACUAGAAUGAAGAGGUGGUGAU
Pyrenophora tritici-repentis Pt-1C-BFP is the source of this 634-nucleotide messenger RNA. RefSeq names its product TT-ORF1 multi-domain protein. Gene Ontology annotation, biological process: regulation of transcription by RNA polymerase II. NCBI's taxonomy places the organism in Eukaryota, Fungi, Ascomycota, Dothideomycetes, Pleosporales, Pleosporaceae. Gene Ontology annotation, molecular function: transcription coregulator activity. The record is from RefSeq and is a predicted model, not a curated record. Gene Ontology annotation, cellular component: mediator complex.